This is a messenger RNA of Acanthopagrus latus (yellowfin seabream), 4325 nucleotides long. It is a transcript of the gene gabbr1a, whose product is annotated as gamma-aminobutyric acid (GABA) B receptor, 1a. Gene Ontology annotation, molecular function: G protein-coupled GABA receptor activity. Gene Ontology annotation, cellular component: G protein-coupled receptor heterodimeric complex; membrane. The coding region runs from base 590 to 3577 and encodes 995 amino acids. Gene Ontology annotation, biological process: gamma-aminobutyric acid signaling pathway; G protein-coupled receptor signaling pathway. The record is from RefSeq and is a predicted model, not a curated record. The transcript is spliced from 25 exons. NCBI's taxonomy places the organism in Eukaryota, Metazoa, Chordata, Actinopteri, Spariformes, Sparidae.
CAUGACGUCGUGUAUUAGCUCAAGAUCGUAGAGGGGGAGAGGAAAAAAAAAAAGGAGGGGAGUGUGGUGAAUCGGUGUUUCGUCGUUUCUGGGGACGCGUUUGUAUAUAGUGCAUGUAUGUUUUUUGUAUGGGUGUUCUGUCGUUUCUUACCUUUUGCCAUGCGUAACUGCAAUACGCGGAGGAAAAACCCCGACUAAAAGAUCCGCCUCGCUUCUUCUUUUUUUUUCUCUCUCUAACAGUCUGUUUACGAACGGAGCAGCUUGCACAAUUUUUGAUAGCCAUAUUAUUAUAGCCAUAAAUAAGAUAACAACAACAACAGCAGCGCCGAAACGAUGCAUAUUUCUACCAAAUAAUAGGACACCGGGGCUUUUUCCCCCCUUCUUUCUCUGGCGGGUCCCAUCCGGAGGACGCACUGUUAUCUUGACUGAGCGCAUCGGAACUAAUAAUCCGCUCACACGAGGACGACACGGAGCUCUCGUUAAUGCGCUCCGGCCUUCCCUCCUCCUUUCCUUCCUUCCAACAGGCCAUCGCGGAUUCCCCUCGUCAACAGCCGGACAAGUAACUAUACCGGCAGCAUACGAUCCAGCGAUGGCACGGCUAUUGUUUCUGAUUGUUCUCUAUGCUCUUCCAUCCCUUGUUGUGCCCAUACAUAAUUCAUCAACUGGAGGCUGUGCCAUCAUCCGGCCUCCCAGGGAUGGGGGGAUCCGCUACAGAGGCCUGACACAAGAACAGAUCCGCAGUGUGCAGAUCCUGCCUGUGGAUUACGAGAUCGAGUACAUCUGCAGAGGAAACCGGGUGAUCGUUGGACCCAAGGUCAGGAAAUGUUUACCCAACGGCACAUGGACGGACAUAGCGCAGCACAGCAGAUGUUUGCUGCUGUGCCCGCGGGUCUGGACUUCCCUGGAGAACGGCCGUGUGAUGGCGAAGCCGAUCGGGCUGCCAGCGGAAGGGACGGUGCUCCAUUACAGCUGCCACGCCGGCUUCAUCCUGGAGGGCAGAAACAUCAGCCAUUGUACUAAACUGGGCAAGUGGGACGCGCCUAAACCCACCUGCCUCUAUGACAGAAACUACACAGGCAAGAAGAAGCUGUACAUCGGAGCGCUGUUCCCCAUGAGCGGCGGCUGGCCGGGAGGUCAGGCGUGCAUGCCCUCCGCUCAGAUGGCCCUGGACCUGGUGAACAACAGGAGCGACAUCCUGCCCGACUAUGAGCUGGAGCUCAUCCACUACGACAGCAUGUGUGACCCGGGAGAAGCCACCAAGCUGCUGUACGACCUCCUGUACACGGAGCCCAUCAAGAUCGUCCUGAUGCCCGGCUGCAGCGGUGUCUCCACGUUGGUCGCCGAAGCUGCUCGUAUGUGGAACCUCAUCGUGCUGUCCUACGGUUCCAGCUCUCCGGCUCUGUCCAACCGCCAGCGCUUCCCCACCUUCUUCCGCACGCACCCCUCGGCCACCCUUCACAACCCCACCAGAGUGCAGCUCUUCCAGAAGUGGAAGUGGACCCGCAUCGCCACCAUCCAGCAGACGACUGAAGUGUUCACCUCCACUCUGGAUGAUCUGGAGCAGAGGACGAAGGAGGCAGGCAUCGAGAUCAGCGUUCGCCAGAGUUUCCUCACCGACCCGGCUGUCGCUGUCAAGAACCUCAAGCGCCAGGAUGCAAGGAUCAUCGUGGGGCUCUUUUAUGAGACUGAAGCCAGGAAGGUGUUUUGUGAGGUGUUCAAGGAGAAGCUGUAUGGGAAGAAGUACGUGUGGUUCCUGAUCGGCUGGUACGCAGACAACUGGUUCAAGAUCAAAGACCCCGCCAUCAACUGUACGGUGGAGAACAUGACGGAGGCCGUGGAGGGACACGUCACCACCGAGAUCGUCAUGCUGAACCCCGAGACUGUCCGCGGCGUCUCCAACAUGACAUCACAGGAGUUUAUCGCCGCCUUGAUGUCUCGUCUGGGUGGGAUGAACCCCGAGGAGACGGGCGGGUUUCAGGAGGCUCCACUCGCCUACGACGCAGUGUGGGCUCUGGCCCUUGCUCUCAAUAAGACCGUGGCUCCUCUGAAGGCCAAGGGCCGACGACUGGAGGAUUUCAACUACAACAACCACGACAUCACCUCUGAGAUCUACAGGGCCCUGAACACGAGCUCCUUCGAAGGUGUUUCGGGCCAAGUGGUGUUUGACGCCCAGGGUUCCAGGAUGGCGAUGACUCUUAUCGAGCAACUGCAAGGAGGCAGCUACAAGAAGAUCGGCUACUACGACAGCUCUCAGAAGAACCUCUCCUGGUUUGGCAAUGAUGUUUGGAUAGGCGCUGGACCUCCGGCUGAUCGGACGGUGGUGAUCGAGGAGUACAGGUUCCUGUCUCAAAAGCUGUUUGCGGCCGUGUCCGUCUUCGCUGGCCUCGGCAUCCUGCUCGGCAUCGUGUGUCUCACCUUCAACAUCUACAAUGGCAACGUCCGCUACAUCCAGAACUCUCAACCGUACCUGAACAACAUGACGGCGGUGGGCUGCAUGAUGGCUCUGGCUGCGGUGUUCCCGCUGGGCAUUGAUGGCCAUCACGUCCACAGAUCACAGUUCCCGGUCGUCUGCCAGUUCCGCCUGUGGCUCCUCGGCCUCGGCUUCAGCCUGGCGUACGGCAGCAUGUUCACCAAGAUCUGGUGGGUCCACACCCUCUUCACGAAGAAGGACGAAAAGAAGGAGAAGAAGAAGCAACACUUGGAGCCAUGGAAACUCUACGCAACAGUUGGAGUGCUGCUGGCUAUCGACUUCCUGUCACUCAUGAUCUGGCAGAUUGUGGAUCCUCUGCACAUUACGGUUGAGAAGUUCACUAAGGAGGCCCCGAAAGAAGAUUUGGAUGUCCUGAUUCAGCCCUUGUUGGAGCACUGCAGCUCAGAGAAGAUGAACACGUGGCUCGGUGUGGUCUACGGCUACAAGGGUCUGCUGCUGCUGCUGGGCAUAUUCUUGGCUUACGAGACCAAGUCUGUCUCCACAGAAAAGAUCAAUGACCACCGAGCCGUUGGGAUGGCUAUUUACAACGUUGCUGUGUUGUGCCUGAUCACUGCUCCGGUGACUAUGAUCCUGACUUCGCAGCAGGACGCCUCCUUUGCCUUUGCCUCUCUAGCAAUCGUCUUCUCUGCCUACAUCACGCUGGUGGUGCUUUUUGUACCCAAGAUGCGGCGCCUGAUCACCCGCGGUGAGUGGCAGUCGGAGCAGCAGGACACUCUGAAGACCGGCUCGUCCACCAACAACAACGACGAGGAGAAAUCCAGGCAGCUGGAGCGGGAGAACAGGGAGCUGCAGAAGAUCAUCCAGGAGAAAGAAGAGAGGGUGUCGGCGCUUCGCAACCAGUUGGCUGAGCGACAGGCUCUACGCAACCGCCGCCGGCCCUCCACAGGCCAGAACCAGAACCACAACGCCCCACCGCCGUCGUCACAGCCGGAUCCCAAGUCCCUGCUUCCCCCGCCCGGCUACCCCACCACGGACAAUCACUCCCUCCCGCCUUCCUUCUCCAACUCCUCCAACCUCUACCCCGCCGACAGCAAGAUGAGCCGCAACCACUGUCACAACAGCCAGAUCCCACUGCUGUACAAAUAGGCGAGGCACGGAGGGGGGAGGGGGAAGAGGGAGGGGGCAGUCGCACAAUGCACACGGGGGACACGAAACACAACGAGACACUGUGACUUUCACUUGUACCGGCGACGAGCACAGCGGUGUUGUGACACUGUUUUGGUUUUUUUUUGUAAAAGAAAAACGGCGUGAAAGCACAAACAAGUUCCACAGACAGGAGUGUUUUACACUUGGCAGCUCCGGGGAGAGUCACGCAGGUAACACCCGUCCUCACAGUUUUGAUCUCACUGUGUUCAGCCCAGCAACGCCGCGGCGACAAGCACAUCUCAGACGAGCAGCACUUGAGAUCUCCUCUAAGGUCACAGAUCUCUCAGUCAUCUCCUCUCCCUCAUUCGUUAUCUCGUUCUGUUGUGGAGACACUCGAGGAUCUCAAAAAGGAAGUGUUCGUGUUUGUGUCUUUGCUAUAUCGUCUCCACCUUUUGUCUCCUCCGGUUCGUUGACUAGCACUUACAGUAGUGAUUUAUAUUGUUCUGUAAUAUCUGAUCUGUUUUCGUCAUGGAGUUGUUGUUGUUAAGUUAUUUGUUUACUUUUCAGGAGAGUUGUGAAAACCGACGUUUCACAAAAGGGACAAAGCAAUGUACAGUUUCUUCCGGUGUUCCCUCGGAGGAGCAGCUUGAGCUCGACUGCGUGAAAAAACUGGCUCCACUGGAAAGUGAUCAUGUGCAUUAUUAAAUAGCCAUAAAGUAGAAGGACCAAGGAGUUUGGCAUGUUUGGA